Fonsecaea erecta is the source of this 1128-nucleotide messenger RNA. RefSeq lists its product as hypothetical. The coding region runs from base 1 to 1128 and encodes 375 amino acids. The transcript has a single exon. The record is from RefSeq and is a predicted model, not a curated record. Lineage: Eukaryota; Fungi; Ascomycota; Eurotiomycetes; Chaetothyriales; Herpotrichiellaceae. Gene Ontology annotation, molecular function: hydrolase activity.
AUGCCAUCGUCUUCCCCUGAUACGAUCGAGGACAUCCUCGCCACAGCUGCCAUCGACCCGGCCUUUUCUGCCGCCCUGCAAUCCAACACUCUGCAGCCCGGGUCAAGCUACACACUGGCGGACAUCAAACAGGGUGCGGCGGCGGGCUAUGCUCCGUUUCAGAAACAGCUCGCUGGCUCUCGACCGUCCGAGAUCACGGAGACAGAGCACAUGAUCAAGCUCCGCGACGACUGGGCAUGCCGCAUCAUCGUGUGCCACUUGACCGCGGACAGCAACAUCCAAGCCACCACCACUAUAGCCACCACGCCACCGCGGCCGCUCAUCCUCCUACUGCACGGCGGCGGCCACACGAUCGGCUACCCGGAGCUGCAGCUGGGGCUGGCGCGGGAGCUGGUGCUCGCGCACGCGGCGGUGGUGGUGUGCGCGUCGUACCGGCUGGCACCGGAGUUCCCCUUCCCGUUUUCGAUCUGCGACGCGUGGGAGGUGCUGCAGUGCUGCGCGCGCGAGAAUCGCAAGUCCAACUCGGCCAUCCUGCCGCGCUGCACCGACGCGCGCGUGGGCUUCAUCGUAGGCGGCGAGAGCGUCGGCGGCGCCACCCUCGCCGCCGCGCUGGCACACCUAGCCCGUGACCACAACCUGCACCCACCCGUGACGGGCCAGCUAUUGAUGGCCGGCACGUACAUCGCCCCGGACCGCGUACCAGCGCCGUAUCAGCAGCGGUACCUCAGCCACGAGCAGAACGCUCACGCCCCGAUCCUGGAUCGUCACCUUCUAGGGCUGCUGAUCGAGGCGUUCAAGCCCGACCCGGCCUCGAAGCUGUGCUAUCCCUUCGACCAGCACGAUCCGCGCGAUAAAAGUGGCAGGGAAGGUCGGGGGUCCGUCAAGCACGGCCACCUGGGCGUGGCACCGGCGUACUUCCAAGUCUGCGGGCUAGAUCCAGUCCGGGACGACGGGCUGAUAUACGAAAAGGUGCUGAGGGAGGAGUGCGACGUGCCGACCAGACUGGAUCUGUAUCGCGGGUGGGCGCAUUGCUGGUGGGCUAUGUUUCCGGACCUGGACAUGUCCAGGCAGAGGAUGCGAGACGCGGUGGAUGGAGUGGGAUGGCUGCUGCAUCUGAACUCGAAUUGA